Messenger RNA from Zootoca vivipara (common lizard), 2490 nucleotides. RefSeq names its product nicotinamide N-methyltransferase-like. Gene Ontology annotation, molecular function: N-methyltransferase activity. NCBI's taxonomy places the organism in Eukaryota, Metazoa, Chordata, Lepidosauria, Squamata, Lacertidae. The record is from RefSeq and is a predicted model, not a curated record. Gene Ontology annotation, cellular component: cytosol.
ACUGCCACACAGCUCAAAGAAGCAGGGCGAGUGUAACAUUAUGCAAAUAAGUUAAUUAUUUCCAGGUAUUGUGAUCCCAAAGUUUAACUGUUAUUACGCAAAGGGACGGUGGGAUUUUCCCUCUCUCCCUUUACAAGACUAUAAUUGUUUGCAACAGAUAAUUUCUCAGAGAUAGGGGAGAAAAGAUUAGCUUACAUAAGAUGUCCCAGAGGUAAACCUAGAAGAUAUUUAAAAGGUAUUUGCUUGUUUGCAUGUUUUUUAGAGGCGGGGGUGGGGGGAGGAUCUGACAGGCUGGAAAUCUGGUGGCUUUAUUUAAAGAAAAACAACAGAAGAAAAACCCCUGACGACCCUUGAUAGCAUCGUAGGAAUGCAAAGGUGGAGCCAGUAAACAAAACUCCCUAUAAACACUCGCCAAACUGAGCAUUCUGCAGAUUUACAAAGAACGUGCAAAUGGCUUUCACCGAGAAAGACUUCUAUGCUGCACAUUUCAAUCCAAAAGACUUUUUGGACACCUAUUACACCUUCAGCUCUGGAAAAGAAGACGAGAAUGGCUUUUUGAUUUUCUACCUGAAAAAUCUCCACCAGGCAUUCAUUUUAGAUGACAUAAAAGGGGACACCCUGAUUGAUAUUGGAAGUGGGCCGACCAUCCACCAGUUCCUCUCGGCUUGUGAGUCCUUCCGAGAGAUUGUCGCCACAGAUUAUUGCGAUCAGAACCGGGAGGAAUUGCAACGAUGGCUAAGGAAGGAUCCGGGAGCUUUUGACUGGAGUCCAGUGGUGAAAUACGUGUGCGAACUGGAGGGUAACAGGGAAAAGUGGGAAGAGAAGGAAGAGAAGGUCCGAAGAGCCAUCAAGCAGGUACUGAAAUGUGAUGUGACCCAGGCCAGCCCAUUGGGCCCUGUGGUUCUGCCUCUAGCAGACUGCUUGCUGUCCUCCUUUUGCCUGGAAAGCGCCUGCAAAGACCUGCCCACCUACCGCUCUGCCCUGAAGAACAUCAGCUCCCUUGUCAAACCAGGGGGGCACCUUGUCUUAGGCACCAUCUUAGAAGAAACCUACUACAAGGUGGGCCAGCGGCCCUUCUCCUGCCUCUACUUGGACCAGGCAUCUGUGGAGGAAGCCCUCAAGGGGGCAGGCUUUGUUGUCAAGUGGCUCAAAGUGACCAAGAGCAACUUGCUGCUCUCUGUGGCGGACGCGAAGGGGGUCUCCGUUGUAGUGGCCCAGAAAUGCCAGAAUUGAAGGAAAGACCACUGAAAGAAUAAUGGGGCAAAGCAGGAAAUAUUGUGUGGUAGAAUUUGUUUUUAAAAAAGUUAUUUCUUUAGAACUUUUAUGUAUGUGACAACAGCAGCUAAAAUAUUAUAUGCACAGAAAUGGAAAAAAUAGAAUAGAAUAGAACAACAGAACAGAAUAGAUCUUUAUUUUCAUUGUCCCCUUGUGGGAACAACUAAAUUUCUUGUUGCUGUAUCAACUCAGAUAAGACACUCCACAUGAAUUAAAAUACUAAUAAGCACAAUACAAUACAGAACAAUAAACAAAUAAAAUAAAAUGACUUCAAAGUCCGGAAUUUCCAUUUAAGGCCAAAAUUGCUCUAGGAAAGACACUGUUCUUGAGACGGCUCGUUCUCGCCUUCAUUGUUCUAUAUCUCCAUCCCGAUGUCAGGAGCUCAAAGAAACGAUGACCAGGAUGUGAUAAAUCUCUUGAUAUGUCUAAUGCCUUUCUAUGGCACCUGAUGGUAUAGAUAUGUUCUAAGGUAGAGAAAGAAGAACCAAUGAUACUCUCUGCUGUUUUGAUAAUUCCAUGCAACACUGUCCUAUUCCGACAAGUGCAGCUUCCGUACCACACACAUAAGCCAUAAGUGAGCACGCUCUCAAUGGCACAGUGAUAGAAAGCCAGCAGCAACUUUUGCGGAAGGUGAUUUUUCCUUAAAAUUCUCAAAAAAAUUGCGUCUUCUUCGCAAUCACCCUUAUAUUGACACUCCAGGACAAAUCCUCCUGUAACUCAAUGCCCAAGAAUCUGAACGUUGUCCCCCUCUUCACACAGGUUCCAUCCAUCAAAAGUGGCUGGACAUCAAUUUUCUGCUUCCUGAAGUCCACCACAAGCUCCUUUGUUUUCUUUGUAUUUAUAAGCAACUUAUUGGUUCUGCACCACUUUAUCAACCGCUCCACCUCAUUUCUGUAGUCCAUCUCACCCUUCUUAUGAGAGAUGACCCCGAUCACAGUCGUAUCAUCUGCAAAUUUAACAAUCCUGUUACUAGGGUGGGCAGAAACAAAAUCACACAUGUAGAGAGUGUAAAGGAGUGGGCUAAGCACACAUCCCUGUGGUGCUCCUAUAUUAGUACUGAGCAUGUUGGAAGUAUAAGGGCCCAACCGGACCUUCUGGGGGCAAUCUGACAGACAGUCCAAUAUCCACCCACAGAGUGAUGGCGGGAGGCCCCAACCCCCCAGUUUAAAUACCAGACGUCGUGGUAAAAUGGUGUUAAAUGCUGAGCUAAAAUGU